Messenger RNA from Vanessa atalanta (red admiral), 2229 nucleotides. RefSeq names its product tRNA pseudouridine synthase Pus10 (gene Pus10). The coding region runs from base 68 to 1801 and encodes 577 amino acids. The transcript is spliced from 12 exons. The record is from RefSeq and is a predicted model, not a curated record. Lineage: Eukaryota; Metazoa; Arthropoda; Insecta; Lepidoptera; Nymphalidae. Gene Ontology annotation, molecular function: pseudouridine synthase activity; RNA binding. Gene Ontology annotation, biological process: tRNA pseudouridine synthesis.
GUCGUGCUGUGAAAGUGAAUUGUUUAUUGGAAACCGCGUGCGGUUGAAUUAAUUUGUGAAUGUAAAUAUGGACCAAAAAGCCAUAUAUAAAUUUUGUAAGAGCUUAGGAUGUUGCGAAGCGUGUUGUCUUCGAUAUAUUGGAAUAAAACACCCGAAUGCAUAUGAAAAUUCAAAAAUUUUUGUUACCAAAUUUCGCGAAGAAAAUGAUCUUGAGCCUAUUAGUACUGAUAAAAACAUGACUAUAGACGUUUCUGCUCAUACGAGUGAUGAAAACGGUGCAUCAAUCAGUAGUAGUGUAAGAAAUAGUGAUGAAAUUUGUGAUAAAUCGAUAGAUAGUAAAGAAAAUAGUACAAACAAUGGAUCAACAGAAGUAGAUACUGCUGUACUAGAUAGCAAUGAUAGUGUGUCUCCUCCACACAAGAAACGCAAAUUAAAUGUAUGCGUCAGCUGCUUGGGUGUUCUACAAGAGGACAAUUGGCAGGAAUGCUACCAAAUGGUCAAGGAAAUAUUAGAUAAAAAAGGAUACGAAUGUAACACAUUUGCAUGUGCGCUGUCAUCACCGAUAGCAACAUUGUUACGUGAAAAAGCAGUUACGUUACACCUCGUGGACGAAUUCCCUCAGUAUGAUGCAAAAGUCUUGACUCCUCUAAAAGAAGCAUGGAAGUGGUCGUUUGGGGUGAAACUCGGUGCAUAUAUAAACAAGAUACUAGACUCUGGUGCUAUAUCUCCACUACUCAUCACCGUUAACAUAGACUAUGUUGACGAAUUACAGGAAUUGGAAAUAUUAAAAACGGUAUCGCCGCAGCUGUUUGCGGAACGCAGCAAACAGAAGAGGCGCUUCGUGACGGAGUUUACGAGGCGAUCGGUUGAACAGGCGCUGGAGCUGGCCACGCUGUGGUCGCUGUCGGCGGCCGACGCGCUGCGGGCGCCACACUCGCGCGCCGCGUGUGUGGGCGCCGCCUGCGCGCACGCACCGAUCUAUCUCGCCGGCAGAUACAUAAAAUUGAGUCGAAAUCUGCCGCAGUCUCCGUGGAUUUUGGAAGGUAGAAGAGUUUUACCGUCAUCAGUACAAGAAAUUAUAUUCGGACCACUGACCAAAUGUUACAAAUUUGAUCCUGAGGACGCUGACCGUAGAUUCAAGUUUAUAGCGGCCGGCAGGGAAGAUGUGGACGUGCGAUGUCUCGGUGAUGGGAGACCGUUUGCUAUCGAGAUAUGUGAUCCGACGCGACAGCUGACAGCGGAAGAGAUGAAAGAAGUCUGCGAGGAAAUAUCGAAAGGGGGCGAAGUUAUUGUUAAAGAGAUGUCUCCCAUUUCAAAAGAAGACUUGGUGCAGCUGAAAAAGGGCGAAGAGACCAAAAGUAAAACGUACGAGGCGCUUUGUAUUAAGUUGUCGCAUUCCAAAUUCGACGAGGAUCAUAACGCGCCAAUUCGUGUUACCCAAGAGGACAUCGAUCGUAUAAAUUCGUACACGAACACGACUUCUCAAGACGUCAAGAUUGCCUUACAGCAGAAGACACCUAUCAGGGUGCUGCACAGGCGGCCCCUGCUCACCAGGAGUCGCGAUAUAUUGGAACUGACCGCCACGUUAAUACCAGAGCACCCGCAACUGUUCGCGCUGCGCCUGCGCACGUCGGCCGGCACGUACGUGAAGGAGUGGGCGCACGGCGAGCUGGGCCGCUCGGCGCCCGCGCUGGCCGCCGCGCUGCGCGCGCGCGCCGACCUGCUCGCGCUCGACGUGCGCGCCGUGCACCUCGCCUGGCCGCCCGCGCCCCGCGCUGGCCUCUCUCCGACGGCCAGCUAGCUGCGGAUGUGACGUUGGCUGUACUUAAAUACUUUCUGUAAAUAAUUUCAAGAUUUUUUUUUUUAUCCAAUAUAUUAAUGUUUAAGGUUUUACUUAAGUUGAUUGACAUCGAUUUUGUUUCUCUGGAUGUGCGUCAAUUCUAUUUGUACUCUUAACCGAUAUGUUAAUUCGCUAAUAAGUUAAUCGAUUUUCAAAAACUCAGCCCUUACUUAAAGAACUUUUUGUAUCUUGAAUGAUAAAAAACGUUGAGAGAAAAAUAAGUGUUUAAGUAAACAUAAUUCCUAGAAAAUCGGCUAUUAAAAGUAAUGUGUUCUAAACUCGAAAACUGUUGAUAUUAACGUGAAUUAAUGGUUUUAUUUUAUGAUAAGUCGUCACGGUAGCGAUUAUUUAAUUACAAGUUAAAUAUAUUAAAUAUUUUGUAUACAAUA